AUGGCGGAGGAGGUUAACACUUCGCCCGUCGACACCAUGGACGUGGCCUCGCCCGAGGCAGCUUCUGCAGAGGGACCUUCAAGUGAGACCGCACUAGCUGCCUCAGAAACUGGUAUGUCUUUCCAGCCCAUGGCUCGACCUUCUGUGCCUGAGACUCAUUCCCGCCUCUCAGCGAACGAGACACCAGCCGGCAACAAGGCUGCAUCGACCAAGAUACCCGCUGUAUCCAAAACUAUUAUGCCGACUUCGGCUUUUCCUCCUCCAAAGACAGAUAAGCCCCGGCCUCAUGUGUGCUUGACCUGUAUGCGAUCCUUUGCUCGCCUAGAGCAUCUGAAACGGCAUGAGCGAUCACACACGAAGGAAAAGCCCUUUGCGUGUCCUGAAUGUACUCGCUGCUUUGCUAGGCGUGAUCUAUUACUCCGACAUCAGCAGAAACUCCACUCCUCUACCACACCAUCAGCACGCCCUCGGUCUGGACGUAGGGAAAGUGUUGCGGGAGUUGCCAGUGGUCGUGUUCGCAAAAACUCCACCACGAGCAAUACGACAGCCAUGAGACCAAGAGCCAACACGGUCAGUCAUGUUGAUUCUGCCACCCGGACGCUGAGUAUGAUGUCCGAAUCUGUUGGUAACUUCGGCCGCCAACCUUUGAGCGGCGGUCAUAGCCACCACAACAGCAUGUCGGCCAUCUCAAACAUUCACGCAUAUCAAGUCCGCGGUGCAAACGGUCAUCAGUACGCUUUGAAUCUUCCAAAGUUGGAGACUGUUGGACUGCCUUCUGAUAUCUCAGGCGGCCUCCGCACGGCGCCUCCCUACGGAGGAUUCGGUGCCGAGUUUGGAAAUGAUUUCGACUCCGACCAGGGAAAUACCAUCAAUCCUCACGCUCUGCAUAUGACCAACUUGCAAGCGCUGGGUGUCGACUCGUCCAUUUCACAUUUCCACCAAAUGUUCCCUGGGAUGACAGCUUCUCAAGCCAUGGCUGACGACGAUUCGAAUUUCGACUGGAUGACCUUGGGCUUUGAGAAUCAGAUGUCCUUCACUCAGGCCAAUGAGAACGCAAUUGAUGACUCUUCACCCUCGGCCAUGAGCACUGGCAGUCCGGCACCUUUACAUGAGCUGAACGGUGAAUCGAAUAUGGCAGCAAUGCAACAUGCUUCAGUAACCGCAGGCAGUAUGUGGUCCACCACUCUUGCGGCCCACGUGCCACUGUUAAACAGUCCGAUGAGCAUCGAAAUGUUGUCCAGCUUUAAUGACGUUGUCAACGCCCCCAUGGGGACAGUGUCGCCAAAAUCCUUACUGGGUCAAGCAACUGCUAUGGAUAUCAAUCUUCCUACUCCGCCAGAUUUUGUCUCUGUGGACGCUUCUGCCGUGCACUCGAACCCCCAAUUUACUAGUUACCAGCUCUCCUUCGCUGGAGAUGGUCCUGGCUCUACCACUUCCACUGCCUCAAUGGACAGCAGUCUCCGUCAAAGCUCGACCACAACCGCGUCUACAGACUUGGUCAGCGAUCACAUUCGGAAUGUUUUGAUCGCCGGACUUUCUCAGAAUGUAGGCUUUGGACAACGAAAGUACUCCCAACCAGCAAUCAGUUCGCCGCUGUCUCCAGGCUCAAAUACACGCACGAAAGGGUUUAACGCCAGCACUUUUCCCAGCACACAUGAUCUACAGCGAUAUGUUUCUGCGUAUAUCAAAUACUUCCAUCCGCACCUUCCCUUUCUACAUAUUCCAACCCUCAACUUUGCGUCGCCAGACUACACAACUCCAAUCAGGCUAGUGUCUGGCCAUUCUCAGUUUGGCCAGGCUUCGGUGGCAGGCGGAGGCAGUUGCUUGAUCCUAGCAAUUGCUGCUAUUGGUGCCCUCUACGAACACGAGGUGCCUCAGUCUAGAGAACUUUUCGAGUGUGCCAAGCGUCUGAUCAGCAGCUAUCUUGAAGAAAGGCGCAAAGCCAACCUGACCAAAACCCAAUUUGGACCUCGACACUCUGCUGAGCGAGAAGACACGCCACUCUGGUUGGUUCAGGCGAUGCUUCUGAACGUGAUUUAUGGCCAUAAUUGUGGCGAUAAAACGGCAGCUGAGCUGGCAAGUAACCAUUGUGCCGCCCUGGUUAGUCUAGCUCGCGGAGCCGAGCUUGCAAAGCCUCCUCAGAGCUACAGCGGAACAAGCAUCAAUGCGAACGUCCAGAUGGGUGGAAUGCCAAACCAUGGCUGGGGCUCGAUGGCCAGCGAGUUGGACGAUUCUGACUGGUUGGAGUGGAAAAUCAUGGAAGAACGCAAGCGAACUUUGUAUGUGGUGUUCAUCCUUUCGAGUAUGCUUGUGACGGCUUACAAUCAUCCCCCCGCACUCACCAAUUCCGAGAUCCGAUUGAAUCUGCCCUGUGCGGAAGAACUUUGGUCAGCUGAGUCUGCGCAGACAUGGCGCCACCUGGGGGGACCUGGCGCGGAAACGGGAGCUCUUACCUUUGCCGCCUCGUUGACACAUCUACUUAUGUCCGCGCACAGACAACGUCGGCGGAACAGCAACGUGAAUCCGCUCGGGCUUACUAGCGAACCAGAGCUCGCGCCGAGCACAUUCGGUUGCUUGAUCCUGAUCAACGCUCUACAUAAUUACAUCUGGGAGACACGGCAGCGACACUUGGGACGUCAAUGGACCGCAAGCGAGACGGAGCAGAUGCAUGCACACAUCGAACCAGCACUCACUGCCUGGGAAGCGGCAUGGGCGAGCAACCCCAAGCAUAGCAUCGAACGACCCAAUCCUUUUGGAGAUGGCCCCUUGUCGGCGGACUGCGUCCCGUUACUUGAUCUCGCUUACAUCCGGCUGUUUGUCAAUUUCGGCAGGUCCAAGGAAGCGUUCUGGCAACGGGACUACGAUGCUAUGUCGGAAGAGCUGGCCAAGGGCUCAGAAGCGGUUCCGAGCCAGGACACGGGAAAAGCGGACCAAACCACCAACCCUCCGUCUCAGAAGCCGGAGAGCAAGAAUCAAGAGCAAAUCCCGACCCCUGUGGAAGAAGGCGUGAAACUGGAAGCGGUAGAACACGAGAAUGGUAGGAAAUCCCUACCAUCUCGGCGUGAGCGACAUCUUCGGAAGGCUGCAUUCUAUGCCGCCGAUUCUUUGGCCAUGUCAGACAAACUCGGUCUGAGUUUUGCUGAACAUACCUCUCGAGAGCUACCAACACAGUCAGCUAUGUGUGCAUUCGACUGCGCGCAAGUGUUGGCAGAGUGGAUCGCAACUGUCCAAGAACGGGUUGGCAGAUACCUAGGCGUCAUUGGGCGGGACGAGAUGAAUCUGGUCGAGGUGCCAGGCAUAAUCCUCCUCGAAGAUGAAGAUCGGACACUGAUCCAGAAAAUCGACGAAAUCCUGACGAGCGCUGAGAGCAAGGUCGAAACUCAGGGUGGAUUUGAUCUUUCCGACGCUCGAGAAGGAGGUUACGGCAGCAGAAUCCUAACGCUGACAGCAUACAUACUGGGAAGGGAUUCCGUGUGGCCCGUCUUCAAGCUCAUGGCGCGGUCACUUGAGACCCAGGCAGGGCAUAUCAAAGAGCGAGCAUUAGCUUCAGUUUCCAGCUCGUAA
Molecule: messenger RNA, 3564 nt
Organism: Fonsecaea monophora
Lineage: Eukaryota; Fungi; Ascomycota; Eurotiomycetes; Chaetothyriales; Herpotrichiellaceae
Exons: 2
Coding region: 1-3564 (1187 amino acids)
Biological process (GO): regulation of transcription by RNA polymerase II; DNA-templated transcription
Cellular component (GO): chromatin
Molecular function (GO): RNA polymerase II cis-regulatory region sequence-specific DNA binding; zinc ion binding; DNA-binding transcription factor activity, RNA polymerase II-specific
Source: RefSeq, a predicted model, not a curated record